Messenger RNA from Helobdella robusta, 711 nucleotides. RefSeq lists its product as hypothetical. The record is from RefSeq and is a predicted model, not a curated record. Bases 1 to 711 code for a protein of 236 amino acids. Lineage: Eukaryota; Metazoa; Annelida; Clitellata; Rhynchobdellida; Glossiphoniidae. The transcript has 4 exons.
AUGAACUAUGGCAGAGUUGGUAGAGUUAGACUGGGAAUAAUGCAAGAAGCUACCAUGCAUCACCACACCAUGCAACACCACGCCACGCCACACCACACAAAAAGUUCCGCACAAGACAAGAAGAAGCAAAAAGCAGAGGACAUGGAUGACACACUGAUAGGGUUCGUAGCCAACAAAUGUGAUCUGCUAACUUCCACUGGAAUGAACCCCAAUGCCACUAACACAGAAACUCUUUCAACCAACAAAAAUUACCACAACGAUUUCAGAAACAACUGCUGCUGCUGCUGCAACGACAAUCAACAAAACAAGCGACGUAGCCAAUUUAUCGACGGCUUGAACGCCCUUACGCAUAACUCAUGCACUCGUGAUAAAUUUCUUGUCACAAAAGAGUUCUGCAACUUGAAUAACAGUCGAUGCAACACUUGCAACAAUUGCAACGCUAAAAUUACAAACAAAAACAACAGCAACAACAGCAACUACCGCAACAACAUCAACAACUGCACAGAAGAUAUCAUGAAUACCAGCGAUGUCAACCCCAAUUAUGACAUCAAAAACAAAUCUGCCAAGAACUUUCAGAUCGCCCUCGUAAACAAUGUCGUCUCUGACGUCAUCAAUAACAACGUCAUCAUCAUCAACGACAUCAUCAUUAUCGUUAGCACCAUCAUCGUCGUCUCGUCAUCAUCCUAUGUCGUGAACUUAAAUUAUGAUUAA